This is a messenger RNA of Ostrinia nubilalis (European corn borer), 5800 nucleotides long. RefSeq names its product neurogenic locus notch homolog protein 1. Gene Ontology annotation, cellular component: basement membrane; extracellular region. NCBI's taxonomy places the organism in Eukaryota, Metazoa, Arthropoda, Insecta, Lepidoptera, Crambidae. The transcript is spliced from 27 exons. Gene Ontology annotation, molecular function: serine-type endopeptidase inhibitor activity. Bases 83 to 4594 code for a protein of 1503 amino acids. Gene Ontology annotation, biological process: cell-matrix adhesion. The record is from RefSeq and is a predicted model, not a curated record.
GUGCGGCGAGCAGAUCUGCUGCAACACCAGCUGUGGACGCGCUUGCGUCGACCCGCUGUACACUGGUUGUGAGAACGUAAAGAUGUCAUCAGAGAGGAUAUCCCGGGCGCUGGCUGCUGAGAACAGCCGCAGCGGCCGCGGGAUGCUGAAGAGCGUGCGGGCUCCUCGCUGCAGGGUCUCCGACGGAGAGUUCGAGGAGAUCCAGUGCGAUAACGAAAUCGUCAGCAGCUGCUGGUGUGUCGACGCUGCUGGGUUUGAGGUGCCCGGCACCCGAGCGCCCGCAGCAGGCCUAGUCAACUGCACGCGCGUGUCUCCAUGCGCCGCCCACACGUGCCGCAUGCUGUGCCCGCUUGGCUUCGAGCUGGACGCGCGAGGCUGCCCGCUGUGCAAGUGCCGGGACCCCUGUGCGUCCGUCACGUGUCCCGGACAGCUGUCUUGCCAGCUGGAGGAGACGCCCUGUCUGAGGCCGCCGUGUCCACCAGUUCCUACGUGCAAGAGAGGAAGAAGUUUGUCAAACAUUUGUCCAGCAGGGGAGCCUCUUCUCAUAUCUGAAACAAGCCGACCGUUCCUUUGUGGUACGGACCCUGGGAAACCAAACUGCCCACCUUUCUACAGAUGCCUAGUCGAAUCAGGAAACGAUUACGGAGUCUGCUGUCCAGCCUCCCUCGAACUCCAAAAAGCUGGCACUUGUCCAGCUUCCUCAUCCGAAGAGGUAGAAUGCGGAGCGCCUUGCGCACACGACUUAGAAUGCCCGUCUAUGCAGAAGUGCUGCGAUGGAGGAGAAUGUGGAAGACACUGCACUCUACCACAUAAUGUGACCAUGUGUACCCAGCAAAAGAUGCUAGCAGAACUACUGGUCGUCAGCGAGAAAGAAGGAAAAGGAUACGUGCCUCAAUGUGCAGCCGAUGGAAACUUCGUGUCCAGGCAAUGCUCUAGAAACGGACUCGUCUGCUGGUGUGUGGACUCCGACGGCAAUAAGCUCCGCGGGUCCAUGGGCCCUUCAGCCACCGUCCAGUGCUCGCCAACUCCCCGCCCCGCCCGUACUGGAGCCAGAAGUCUCACCACCUGCACCAGGGCCCUAUGCGCAGGCGUCUGCGAGUACGGAUACAAGAGUGGCGCGGACGGAUGCCCCACUUGCGAGUGUGACGACCCCUGCGCGGGAUUCCCCUGCCCUGACGGAGAGGAGUGUGUGAGGGUCCGAGACGCGGAGUGCUCAGGGGAACUGUGCACUGGAUACCCUGUCUGUCGUCCAAAGGUAUCAUACGACAACCCUUGCGAAGUCGGGGUCCCGGCUACGGACGAUGACGGCAGCGUGGUGGGAUGUGGCACCGACAGCGACUGUCCUGGCGAACACUUCUGCACCAAACUGAGACGCAGUGGCAACGCUGUGUGCUGCCCUGAUCCACACUUUGAGAACUCUACGGACAGCUAUUCCAUGGAGCUAAACCUCGACUCAUGUGGCGUAGAAGCGGAAGCCCUCUGCGGCCUCAACUCCACGGCCAGCUGUCCGGAGGGCGCGUGCGACGGCGAGCUCGUCUGCUGCGCCGCCGCCUGCGGGCCCAUCUGCAUCGACCCGGCCAAGAUGCGGCUGCAGAGCGACAGAGUGGACGACACUCCAACGAGCGAGGUGGUCUGCUGCGCCGCCGCCUGCGGGCCCAUCUGCAUCGACCCAGCCAAGAUGCGGCUGCAGAGCGACAGAGUGGACGACACUCCAACGAGCGAGCUCGUCUGCUGCGCCGCCGCCUGCGGGCCCAUCUGCAUCGACCCAGCCAAGAUGCGGCUGCAGAGCGACAGAGUGGACGACACUCCAACGAGCGACGGCGAGCUCGUCUGCUGCGCCGCCGCCUGCGGGCCCAUCUGCAUCGACCCGGCCAAGAUGCGGCUGCAGAGCGACAGAGUGGACGACACUCCAACGAUGUGCGAAUACCUUCGCGAUUUCGACGAGAAGAUGGAAGGGACAGUGGACGGCAUGAAGCUGGCUCUUCCACCACCGACCUGCAACCCCGACGGCUCCUUCUCCACCCAGCAGUGCGCUAAGGGACGCUGCUGGUGCGUGGACUCCUUCGGCACGGAGAUACCGAGGACCAGCGGACACAAUGCUUCUUCUGUGGACUGUGACAAAUUGCGCGAAGAACUCGACUGCCUAGACAUGACGUGCCGCAUGGGCUGCGACUACGGCUUCGAGAUCGGCGCCAACCGCUGCCCGACGUGCCGCUGCCGCGACCCGUGCGCCGGCGUCACCUGCCCUGCUGACCGCGCCUGCGCAGUGGUAGAUGUGGCUUGUGAUGCUGACUACUGCCCUCCUGUUCCUGCUUGUUUACCAAGGAAGCCUGGUCAAUGCCCGUACCUGGUGCCGUCAAAUGGCGCCUGCGAGUGGUCGUGCCGCAAUGAUGCGGAGUGCGGACCAGCAGAACGGUGCUGCGCCACUGGAUGCGGCACUGCCUGCACUAAAGCAGAGCACCAGUCUGCUUGUCAGCAAAGGAGAGCGCUAGCACUCCAUAUGGCAGCUGAGAGCGGCAGUCCCCCAUCCUGGACGUGGGUACCGGAAUGCCAGGAGGAUGGCACUUAUGCCAGCGUACAGUGCCGAGGCGCCGACAAGACCUGCUGGUGCGUGGACGCUGCUGGCAUUGAGAUGCCAGGCACCAGAACGACCAACUCCACACCUAACUGCGACGCACCUUCCGAAUGCCCCGACCCUGGCUGCAAUGAAGACGAGGUCUGCGCCCACGGCAGAGAGUUGGACGCCAAGGGCUGCCCCACUUGCGAGUGUAGAGACCCGUGCGCCGAGGCCAAGUGUAGGGACGACGAGACCUGCGAGCUGGUGCCUUUGGAUUGCGAAGGUGACAUCUGCCCGCCACUAGCCCGUUGCGCGCCGUCGCCCCAGUGUCCUGACGGUGAACCGCUGCAAGCGCCCGAUGGUUCUGGAGCCCUAACCUGUGGACCGUCAGCCGCUGCCUGCCCCUCUACACACGCCUGCAGAUUCGCGCCACACGAUUCUAGGCCUUCGGUGUGCUGUCCUAAGCCACCCGCUGCCUGCCCCUCUACACACGCCUGCAGAUUCGCGCCACACGACUCUAGGCCUUCGGUGUGCUGUCCCAAGCCACGCACAGUCUGCUUCGAGAGCAAAGAGCCCGGCGUAUGCACAGGCGGCGACGGGCUCAACACCACCCGCUGGCACUUCAACCACGAGCGCAACCGCUGCGAGAGGUUCCGCUACCACGGCUGCGCGGGCAACCACAACAACUUCCGAACUAAAGAAGAGUGCAAUGCUGUCUGUCCAGUGCUAAGUCCCUGCGAAAGGCUUCGGGAAAAGAACGAAGCAGCCGCCCAGAAGUACGGGAAGGGCACCUUCAUCCCGGUCUGCGACGAAACCGGCGCGUGGGAGUCGGUGCAGUGCAUGUCGCAUAUUGCAGACGUGUGCUGGUGCGUCAGCGCGCGCGGCGAACCGCUUAAGGGCUCCCUGGUGCGCGGCGCCAAGCCCACCUGCAACUUCAGGCAGGCCAGGAAGUGGGUACAGCGGGACCCGCUGGACGAGAGGGCCAGAGCUGACGAAGUGCUAGAAGAACUCAUAAGGCAAAUGACAGCAUACCGAGUGGACGACUUUCAAGAAGACGACGAUGAGGACCUGGACAGCAUAGACCAGGAAGCAGAGCCGCGAGAGACCAUUCUGAUCCAGAAUCUAGAAGACAAGGCCAUUGGCGACGACGCGUCUGUGCUGGCAGAAGUCGUUGAACCGAAGCUCGCAGACACGACGAGAAAAGCCGAGAAUCCUCUGAAAGUGAAGUCUAAGAACGAAGUGUUCAAGACCAAGUGUCAAAUGAUGCAGGAGGAAAGCGAAAAUGGAGCUGAAGGUCCCCGCCCACGGUGUCUCUCAGACGGCUCGUUCGCGCCACGUCAAUGCUCUCGCGGACGCUGCUGGUGCGUUGACGCGGCCGGCCAGAGAAGACCGCACGCGGGGGUGGUGCCUGACCUACCUGACCGCGAUCCUUGUGAGCCAACACAAAUCGAAUCAGCGCUCUUAGAGCUGGAACUCCUCGGGGUAGAGAACUCGAUAGCCGAGCGUGCGCGUGCGACUCUCUCGUCCCGGCUGACGGCGAUGGGCGCUCGAGUCCCCGUCAGCGUCACCAAGGACAAGAACAUGGUGCGGCUGAGGGCCACCCUCACUGGGCCGAAGGCUGUCGACGUAGUGUACCAGAUUGAGAACUUGGUGAAGCAAGAAAAGUUGUCUGGCAUGGACAAGUCGCAAAGCGGGGUUUUGGGCGCUGACGUCAUCCGCAGCGAGUACCGCCUCGCCGCGCCGCAACCGCACCACCAGCGGGAGAUCCUCACGGAAUCCACUGUCUCAGCAGCGACAUCGUACCACACUGCGCUAAUCGUGCUCGCUGCCACCUCAGCUUUCAUCAUCAGCGUUCUUUGCGUCCUCGUGAUGCUCUACCGCGCCAGGCUUCAACGGGAGCCACACAAGGCCGAACGAUUCCUCCCGCCCGCACCUCCCGUCUACGUCCUCUCAGCCGACGAGAAAGCAGAACUCGCCAGGGUACUCCACGCACCCCCACCACCAGUGCCCCCCACAGACGAAAACUCAAGAGUCUAAUGCGCCACGUUACUUUAAACGUUAGUACAGGUAAUUAGGGUCCAAUUUAACCGCUAGUUUUUGGUAACGUAGAUGCGGAUGGUCCUUCGGGACAAUUGUUCGCGACGAGUCAAGAUGGCUGGCGAUUCUUCGUGUUCGACAGACGUUUACGUGAAUUUAUUGUAGCUUAGAUGAAUUUUAGGUCCUAAAGUAUUGUAGGUAUUAAUGUGAUAUCUCAAGCCAUGUUGACUAGCCGUGGGCGUUAUACCUACGCGUCAAGAACUGAAGAAACUAAUUGGACGCUGCCUUUCUCUUUUUCGGUAAACUUAUCCAGGGUAUAUCUCCUUGGUUGUAGACAAGGAACUUCCCUUAAUCUCAGACUUAAUGCUAGCGAUCUUCCUACUUUAGUAGUUUAAGUAAUAUCGAGGGCUGGGUCACAAUCUUUCUAUUGUAUAGUCAUAGGCUCAAUCAUAUGAGUAGAUACAUUAGUUCGAGCAAUGCAAACUGUUAUCGAGUAUGUGAUUUAUACUACUUACUAAUUAAAACUUUUAAUAAACUUACACAUCACUACACUUCUACACUUUUCUAUCAUAUAAGUAAACCCUGCAUCCUACAUAAAUAUUAUGUAAAUCGAAGAUCGCUCGCGUCAAGCUUUAAGCUGUAACUGUAAUUCUAUAGAUGAGCAAAAAGAACUGAGUCCAAAUGUAAAAAUAAUGUGCUUGUUUAUGCACUGUUUGAAUUAAUGGAAUUUUGGUGGAGGUUAAUAUUAAUAAAGUUCAUUUUGCUCACCACUAGACAAGUGUUUAAGUGCACAUCUCUUCAAUCAGUGCCAAGUCUGUCUUGUUAUUCUAGCCUUGGUGGUGAAAGAACUUGCAGCCUGUUUCACUAUAACUCAAUACCAUUUGGUAGCCAACCAUAAUGAUUAAUGACCCCAAAAAUAAAAUAUUAUGUAGAGUAGACUAGACUAGACUAGGAAAAGACACUAGCGAAUUAUUUUUUAAUCUUUUGUAAAUUGUAGCGGUUACGCCCAAAGAAACAAAAAGGCUUUAGUGUGUAUUAAGUGGUCGUGAAACAGGCAUAUUCUUGUUAAGUUUUAAUCAUGUUAAGUAUCUACUUAUUUAGUUAUGCGUAACUGUGUGCGUCAGAAAGUAACGCGCGCAGUUACGCGCCUUAGUUCCUUUCGUCGAGCCUCGAUCUUAUUUCUUCUUAAAUUGUACAGUUGAAAAC